GUGUGUCUGGAACGACGUGCCUUCCGUGAGCCUAAGAGGGCUCUGCAUUCUCUUCCAAUGGGCUGGUUACAACACAGAGGAUGUGGACAGUGGAGUUUUUCCUGUUUGAUGUCACAGGGCCACCCUUUAAAAGUCUGAGGGAAAAAAGGAGGGAAUCUAGCCUGGGACUUUCACGCAAGAUACCCACAAAGAAGAGGAGAAAAAGGCCUGUGAGGCACAGCCGGGGAAUCAAGGAGGCAGUGUCAGGUUUCAAACUCCAGCCAGCCAUUCAGAGAGCUGUGAUGUCUGGCACCCGCCUUGGAUUCCUGGUCUCUGUCCUGUGCUGGGUAGUCAGAGCCUAUUCCAACACCUCCCCGCUGCUCGGCUCCAGCUGGGGUAGCCUAACCCACCUGUAUACGGCCACAGCCAGGAACAGCUACCACCUGCAGAUCCACAAGGACGGCCAUGUGGAUGGCACACCUCAUCAGACCAUCUACAGUGCCUUGAUGAUCCGGUCAGAGGAUGCCGGCUUUGUGGUGAUAACAGGUGUGAUGAGUAGGAGGUACCUCUGUAUGGACUUCAGAGGCAACAUCUUUGGAUCACACCUCUUCAGCCCGGAGAGCUGCCGGUUCCGACAGCGGACGCUGGAGAACGGCUACGACGUGUACCACUCCCCGCAGCACCGCUUCCUCGUCAGCCUGGGCCAGGCCAAGAGGGCCUUCCUGCCCGGCACCAACCCGCCGCCCUACUCGCAGUUCCUGUCCCGGAGGAACGAGAUCCCCCUCGUGCACUUCCACACGCCCAGGCCGCGGCGGCACACGCGCAGCGCCGAGGCCCCGGAGCGCGACCCGCUGAACGUGCUGAAGCCCAGGCCGCGCUUGGCCCCCGCCCCGGCCUCCUGCUCGCAGGAGCUCCCGAGCGCCGAGGACCCCGGCGCGCCGGCCAGCGACCCGCUCGGGGUGCUCAGGGGCCACAGGGCCAACGCGCGCGCCGGCGGGGUGGGCGUGGACAGGUGCCGCGCCUUCCCCACGCCCAUCUAGGGAAAGCCCAAGGGGAUCCUGUCUGAGCACCUCUCGGAAAAGGGCCUGCCUUCCCGGGCCCUGCGCCCUCUGCAGUCCCGGGAAGGGAAGGCGGGCGCUUGGGCAAGGGGCGGCUUCUCUCCCCAUCGCCCGCCAGGAGGUCCCCUGAGAAUGUACCUUCGAGGCUCCAGCAGUGGCCAUUUCGGAGCUUUCCCCACCCCACCUGUGCCACUCUUCCGAAUCGCGAGGCCCAGAACGACACACUAGCAGUUUCGCCCUCGUUGGAGACGGGGACUCCCACUGCCACCGCCACCUUCCCCCUAACCCCGGGGAAGUGCCUCUUCCUUCCCUAGGCCUCUCCUCAUCAGCCCUAGUAUUAAAAACCAAGCAACGGCUUAGCGAGUCCACCAUUUCCAAGGUGAAAGGAAGAGCAAAUACCAGUAGCUUCUCCACUGCCCCUCACAUCUGUGUUACCUGCCUGGACCCUGUUGGCAUUCGAGUUUGCAAACCUCGACUUAGGGCAUUAAUAGCUGAAUUGGGCAAACUGAUAAAAACCCCAAUCUCAAGGCUUUGCUCUUCCCUGAGCAUCUGGAGCAGAGCUGUCCAAAAGAUUGGUAGUAAGCUGGUCAAAAUGAACUAGAAUGCUCCGACAAGGGAGGCAAGAAGUCAAGCUAGAAAAUUCAACCUCCGGACAGGGUGGGCACUGCUUGCCAUGCUCUCUCCUCUUCUAUGCAGCCAGAGCAGCAGGAGGGCUGAGAAUGACCCUGCCUGUUUCCAAGCAGUCCAGGAUAUAACCCUGUCUAUGGGCCCCCGACUUUGGCUUUAGUGAAUUUGGCCUGAGGAAGAGCUUUGGCAGAGGCUCAUGAAACACCCCCCCCCCCACCAGGAAAUGUAAAUAAAUAUUUAAAAUGGAAAUAAAUUCAAACUCCCCUUGGAGGCAUUUGAUGAAGCCUACUUCCAGCCUAAGUAGUACUGUAUUUGGGAUGAAUUCCAAAAUUGUUACAGGAAGGGAGUCUUGAACCAACCGGGCUGCUCUGGGUUCCGUUUUCCGUGGACUGGCAGAUUGUGUCCUUCAAUCUAAGUGAGGUGGCAUCACGGACUCAGGGGGAAAGCAGCCCAAUCCCCAGGGGGCCAAAGUGUAAGAGUUACACGAAGACAGCACUGCCAGCUGUUCACCAUGUUCUCCUCCCUGCUCUGCAGCACUGGCUACAGAGGUGGCUAAACACGCCUGGGCUGACAUGUUUGGGUCUCUGUCCACUUGCAAAUUCUGGGGGCCUUACACGAAGACAGCUUUCAGUCCCAGGAAAACCAAACCUCACUUACCAACAUGACAGGUGGGCCUGAUGCUCAGCCUCCCCCUCCCUAGCCUUCCCACCUGACUUGGAGUCUUUCUAUAAGGGAGUCCCCUGUUCCUACCUCUAUUGAGAUGGCCACCUACAGAGCAAAAUGCUAAUGAGCAAAGUAGAUUUAAAUAACAGCUUCUUCAAAGUCCACUUGUUUUUUUCCCACUGCUGUCAGGCACCCAGCCUUAGAAACGGGUCCAUGUUUACUUACGGAACAUUGGACAGCUGUCUUCACCUGAUGGUUUUAAGCUGAACUUGCAGGACUGGUUCCUAUUUGGGAACACUAAAACUAUGUAUACUACUAUAUAGCAGUGCAUGGCAAGUAUUUUCUCGGUAGUUUUCACUUCCCGUUGAAGAUAUUAUACUGUUUAAAAGCUACUGGAAGCUCCCCCAUACUGAUAACUAGAUGUAACAUCCCAAAAGGACUUUGGUAGAAAACUGGUUGUAAUCUUACAAACCCAAUGCCAUUUGUUAGGGGUUCUUCCUUUGGCAGAGCCAAGGUAGUUCCCACAAUUUCCUACGGUCCUUAGCAUGUGGCAAUAUUUAUUUAUUUAUUUGGAAAAUCUGCCUAUCGCUCAAUAUUUAUAGAUAUUUAUAAAAGUGUAACCCCAUGUGUUUUCUUUCUUCUGUUUAAAAGAAAAAUAAAGUUAUCUCAGCUUCU
Molecule: messenger RNA, 3002 nt
Organism: Canis lupus familiaris (dog)
Lineage: Eukaryota; Metazoa; Chordata; Mammalia; Carnivora; Canidae
Gene: FGF23
Product: fibroblast growth factor 23
Biological process (GO): cell differentiation; positive regulation of cell population proliferation; animal organ morphogenesis
Cellular component (GO): cytoplasm
Molecular function (GO): type 1 fibroblast growth factor receptor binding; growth factor activity
Source: RefSeq, a predicted model, not a curated record